AUCACACUUCCAUCAUUCCUCCCACAUGAGAAUGGCCUUUCUAAGCAAGAGCAUGCUCUUUCCUCUCAUUACCAUCAUUGCAUUCUCUGCAGUCCCUUGCUCAAAUGGGCUGGGCCCAAGUCCCAAACAACCAUCUUCUCUAGUUCCCUCCUCUACCCAACUUCAAUACCAUCAUGGCCCACUCCUAACUGGGCCUACAAGCAUCAACAUCUAUCUCAUCUGGUAUGGAGCCUUCUCUCCCUCCCACAAACUCACCAUUUCUGAUUUCUUCGCCUCCUUCAACCACUUGGCGAAGCCCGCUUCCAUCUCGACGUGGUGGCGAACCACCCAAGCCUACAAAGACACGGCCCGCAAGCCGGUUUCAGCCACAAUCAGGCUAGCUAGGCAAGUCUCCAACACCAUAGUAGUGAACAAUCUCAAGCGAGCCGACAUCGCCGCUCUAGUAAAGAAUGCAAUAGCAAAACGAGUGUUUCCAUUCGACUCAAACGGCAUCUACUUAGUACUAACAUCAUCAGAUAUCGCCGUAGAGCGAUUCUGCAUGGGAUCAUGUGGUUUCCACAACGCGACGCUUGUUUCUCCCAAUCGAAAGGCGGUUUUCGCUCAUGUAGGUGACCCAAGCUCCCAAUGCCCAGGCCUUUGUGCAUGGCCAUUCGCCGUCCCACUAUAUGGACCACCUGGGCCAGCUUUAGUGGCGCCCAACAGUGUUGGCAUUGAUGGGAUGAUCAUGAACAUCGCGACCGUUCUUGCCGGGGCCGCCACGAACCCAUUUAAGAAUGGAUAUUUCCAAGGAGAUGCCCUGGCGCCACUAGAGGCUGUGACAGCCUGCGCUGGAAUAUUCGGUGCCGGCGCAUAUCCAGGCUACCCAGGGAAGUUGAUGGUGGACCCAAAAAGCAAAGCAAGCUACAAUGCUUAUGGCAUCAACCGUCGGCGUUUCCUUGUACCGGCCAUGUGGGACCCUUUAAGUGUCACUUGCAAGGUUGUUGCAUGAAGUAGAAGUUAAAAUCAGAGUACGAAAAGCUCUAUAAGUACUUGAAUGUGUGAUUAAGAACUAAGAAAUGGAUACAUCGUUUGUUAUUAUAUUUGGGUUUUUUAAGAGAGUGGUGGAUUUGUAUGUAUCCAUGCAAAGGGUCUCUAUUUAUGAGGGAAAGGGAAGGUUUGUGUAAACGUUUGAAAUUCGUCUUGUAUUUGAUAACAUGCAUUAUAUUAUAUUCAUGUGGAGUGAAGAGUUCGUUGGCUCAA
This is a messenger RNA of Magnolia sinica, 1239 nucleotides long. RefSeq names its product protein EXORDIUM-like 2. Bases 26 to 988 code for a protein of 320 amino acids. Lineage: Eukaryota; Viridiplantae; Streptophyta; Magnoliopsida; Magnoliales; Magnoliaceae. The record is from RefSeq and is a predicted model, not a curated record. The transcript has a single exon.